Zea mays is the source of this 2499-nucleotide messenger RNA. RefSeq lists its product as uncharacterized. NCBI's taxonomy places the organism in Eukaryota, Viridiplantae, Streptophyta, Magnoliopsida, Poales, Poaceae. Bases 106 to 2295 code for a protein of 729 amino acids. The transcript has 10 exons. The record is from RefSeq and is a predicted model, not a curated record.
GGAGACGUGGCUGGCGGUCGCGGGGGACGCGUGCAGCGGAGCACGGGCGCGAGGUGGCGAGCUGCAUGUGCCCAGCCACGCGCCAACGAAUAGGCGCACAGCCCGAUGGACCGCGCAGACGGACCGACGCAACCAGGCACCAUCCAGUGCAUGCGCACCCGCGGCCCAGCCAUGGACAUGGGGUUUGUCGAGAGCCAGCCGGAGUUGACGGCCGCGCCGGCGGCGGGACCCGGCACGGGAAGCAGGCUGCCGGGCGGGGGCGGCGGGCGCAAGCGGAAGCACCUCUCCUCCAUCGCCAACCACGUGCUCCGGCAAUGUUCUCUGACACUGGACAGGAGCGUGGACGAUUUGGUGGCAGACUUCGAGCUGGGCUUAAAGACUGCAGCAGUGGACAGCUACUCAAGAAAACUGGUCGAGUUCUGCAGUCUCCAGGCGCUGCAGAUCAUCACGUCACGCGAUAUAGGGGAGAAGAUCAGCGAGGGCUCGCUAGGUCGGUUCACCUUCGAUAUGAUGCUGGCCUGGGAGACCCCGACUCCGUCGGACCAACAGAUCACCAUGGAGAGCGUAGCGAAGGAGAGGGAAGAUAGGAAGGAGACCCUUGGAGAAGGUGAAGCUGUGAUGGGUGAUGAGACGUCACUGUUCUAUUCAGACAUCAUGCCUCUUCUUGUGAAUGAAGAGCCAACUGUUGGGGAAGAAGCGUACGUGUGGUUUGGAUCUGUGUUCCCUUUGGCUUGUGACGUGGUCAAUGCUCGAUUCACAUUCGAAGCUCUCACUGCCACCACAGCUAACAGGCUGCACUACCCUGCCUAUGACAGGUUCCUGAAAGAGAUGGAUAAGUCCUUCAAGUUCUUCCAAGACUUGCCAACUCCGACUGGAGUUGAAUUCGCUGAGGAUGAGUUCAUUUUGCACAUGGAGGGCACGGCAGGGACACAGAGAGUGGUGAGGCACAUUGGAACCACUAGCUGGCCAGGUCGAGUGACUCUGACGAACAAGGCACUGUAUUUUGAGGCUUCCGGAAAAUUUUCAUACGAAUCUGCAAUCAAGGUUGAUCUCUCAGACACCGGAGUAGAACACCAAAUCAGCACGGCGUCAACAGGCCCUUUCGGCGUGCCUUUGUUCGACAAGGCCAUCGUGUUCGAGUCACUACCAGAGCCUGUGGUCUUGGAGUUCCCGGAGAUGACCAGCUCGACAAGGCGCAACACGUGGCUCGCUCUGAUCAGGGAAGUGCUGUCCAUCCACCGUUUCAUCUCAGCGUACAGCAUAGUGUCCCCCGUCCACAGAUGGGAGGUGCACUCCAGAACCAUACUAGGAGUGGUACGUCUCCACGCCGCGAGGGAGAUGCUACGGAUGUCGCCGCCGCCGGCUUCCAGCUUCCUAGUGUUCUCGCUGUACGGCGACAUGCCCAAGGGCGACUUCGUGCUCGAGCAGCUGGCGAGCAACCUGAAGCGGACCUCCACCAUCACCCGGCUGAGCGCGUCCUACGUGUUCAAGGGUCUGAGCAGGUCUUCUUCUGUCCCACCUCUGAGCGCGGAGGUGGCCGCCGAAGGCCGUGGCGCGGACGACGACGCCAGUGGCCGCGAGCACGAGCGGCCCCUGGCGUCCCUGGAGGACAAGAUCGGCCGGGUGCGAGAUGAGGCCAGGGAAGUCACCGCCGCCAACGCCGCCGUUGAAGGGAUGAAGGACGAAGGCAUCUCGGAUAGUCUUCUCGUGCUGGUGGGGUUGGUCGGUCCCGUCGGCAAGCUGCGGCCCGCGAUCCAGCGGAUAACCUCGUGGGAGCGGCCGCUUGUCACUGGCAGCAUCCUUGCCGCAGCUUCGCUGAUCAUAUACAAUGAAUGGUUCAGUUACGUGCUAGCUGCGUCCCUGGUGCUGGCCGCCGGCGUGAUGGUCUGGGCGAGGCAGAGGAAGAUAGGGGAGCUAUGCUCGGAGGUGAUCAUCGAUGCCUCUUCGUCGUCGUCGUCGGACAAGACAACGAUGGAUAGCAUAGUGGAGGCGCAGCGAAGCCUGCAGAAAGUGCACAGGUACAUCGUGACCGCGAACGUUGCCAUCCUCAGGCUGUGGUCGAUUGCGCUAGCAAGGUCGCCAAAGCACACAGAGACGGUGAUCUGGAUGCUGGCCGUGUCCGCGGCGGUGGUAGCCGUGGUCCCGUUCAGGUACAUUCUGAUCGGGCUGGUGGCGGGGAGCUUCGCGUUGAACACGAGGGUCGCGAGGGCCGUGAUGAACCCGCAGGGCGGCCGGCGGUGGAGGGAGUGGUGGGAGUCCAUACCCGCCGUCCCCGUUCGGACGGUGCACAGUUGACAAAAGUAUAUUUUCCUCUACUACGUGAAAUGAUCGCAGAAGGAACCCGUUAUAGAAGCCUGUUUGUUCAGGAAGAAUAAUGAAGUCAAUAAGAAACUGUUUGUUCGCUUGUGUCUCUUUUCACCUCAGCCAGCAAUUUCACCUUGUAAUGAACACCGCCAUGCACCCCUGUUUAAUUAGUUUCAUUCACUAAAUUUUAGUUUC